AUGCUAGAACAAUAUAUAGAUGUCGUGAUACGAUGGCUGAACGACAGUAACCUCGAGGUGUGGAUGAACUUCCUCCAUGCCUGCGAACUGUUUUGUAGCAUCGUAUUUGUGUUGAUAAGCGUGUUCAUGAUUACAAAGUUACCGUACUUGUCUACCGUGCACGGAAACCUUCGUAUCUUGCUGGUAAGGUUCAAUUGGGUCAAGAUUUUGGGUACUGUAAUGGGAAUGGGAUACUGUAGUAGAGAUAUAAAGUGCUGUAAUGUGGGGUAUGAUAAUUGUAAUUAUAUACCAAGGACAUGCGAAGACAACAUCUAAUACGAAUCUAUAUUUCAGUGCUGCAUCUUCUUCACAUACAAUAUAAUAGCCUUAUGUCGUGUAUCUCUAUUAUCCACACAGACAUAUAACUCCAAAGUUACAGUAGUGGUACUACAAACACUGUUUGAAGUAUCUCUAACGUCUUUAGUACUACUAGUCGCUGUAGAACGAUGGUGUGCCAAAAAGUUUAUCAUAAGAUACGAAAAUGUGCCAUACAGUAUUGGGUACAUGGUCAUGUUUACUAAUGUAAGUUACAGUAACUUUUGACUUCUAUAAGUGAUAAUUUCUGCUUAUAUAUACAUAUAUAUACAGCUUUACAGAGUAAAAUAAAAAAUUCGUAUUUCAGUGUAUAAUCUGCAUAGGCUUAACCCUAUCCUUCUACUGUAAGUACGAUCAGCAACAAUCAGAGAAGGCAGAUCGAAACAGUAUCUACAAGUUCAACUAUAACAUGGUACUACACGCUAACAUAUCAAAGUUUGUGUUAUCAUUCGUGUUUUUCAUGGUAAGUUUUGUAGUACCAUAAUUUUUAAAAUGGCACAGUAGUACUAUUAUGUAGAAACUAUAAGUUUGAAUAUAUUACAGUAAUACUAUCAUUCUGUACCAUACGACAACUUUCAAGAUAAGACAGUACCACUGCGCGGUACAUUUGUAUGUAAUUUUAAACACAAUACCAUGGUACGAAUAUGUAGUAUUGUUUCUUUUGAACACGUUACAGUAGUAAACUUGUUUACCACAUAAGAAGUAGAUUAAGAUUGUAUGCAUCUUCAUUGUAGUUUGUGAGCCUGUUUAUCGUUUUCGGAAAACCACUUACAUUUAUAUUCUAUUAUGGUAUUGUUACAAAAUUAACAACAUUUUUUGCAAAAUUUCGAAAAACAAAAGAUAUUAUAUAUAUAUGUAGGGACUGGUAGUGCCAGACGGACGAUUUCAGUUUGUAUCUGGAGGGGGAGGAUGGUUUAAAAGAUAGAAGACAAGAUAAACAUAAGCUACAUAGUGUACUGACUAGGAAUUGGUAAAUAACGGAACUUAAGUUAUUACCAAUGAUACAUAUUGUACAAAAGAGCGAAAAAUUUAACAUAAUGGUUUUAUCUUCAAGCUGUCAACAAAUUCUGAAGAAAAGUUAUGAUAAUCAAAAGUUUUUACCACGGCACAUGUCGAGCCAGAACAUAGAGAAUAAUUUCGUUGCAUUUGUGGCGAUCCGUUCGAUCUCGAUUCGUGUGAAAAGGAAAAAGCGCAGACAAAAAAGCGAACGAGCCGAAAACGGAGAGAGGUCAGACAUUUCUCCGAUAGCCUUAUAAAGGGGAAAAGACGAAUCGCCACAAAUUCAAUGCAGAUUUUGGCUCGACGUGCGGCAUGCAACAUAAAGAUUUUGACACGGAAAGUGCCCGACCUGCCCCACUCUGAUUAACUUGAAAAUUUUUAUAUAGAAAGAUCACGUAAAUAUAACCCCUGCAGCAAAGUACUACAUCGCGCUUUACAGUCAACCUCGAGAAAACCGAGAUUAAAAAAUUACGUUUUGAAUUUCUCGCCAUAACUUUGACACUUUUAGACUUUUAUGAAUUUUUCUUUGAUAUACUGAUGGGAAACUUUUAAAUGAAUCUUAAUUUUUAAAUUUGUAAGCCGAGCUCGCCUGGAAAGUAAAAAAACGCUUGAAACACAACACCAAAUUUGUCAAACAGUCGCUUUAAAAUUUAAAACUCAAAACGCAAACUAAAAUUUUUAAUGUGUAUUAUUUGUGGUACAAUGAAGUCAUAACUCGAUUUCUACUAUGAGCCAACACUUCCUCAUACCAAACUUUAAUUAUGCCAUUUUAAAAUCGAGUUUGAAUAAUUAAAAUCCUAUUUUCAGUGGUUCCAAAUGUGCAAACCAAAACCUUCGGAGACCCAAAACUUUUCCGCGAUAACGUCAUUGGGAGUGAAAUACCAAUUCAAGGAAAACGUGGUGACAUGUCGUGCUCUGAAAUGGGUAUAUCUCGCGUUUACGUUGUUCUCCUUGACGACAUUACCGCUGAGUGUAAUACGACAUUCUGCCAUCAUGACCCAGAUUACAAACCCGGCUUUUGAGGAGAUUCUGAAUACUGUAAGUUUGAGUUUUGAUGCGGUAGGAUUAUUAUGUAAUAUGCAGUACUAGGCUUAACGCAUAGUAUGAUACGUAUUGGUACUGUAAGGUUAAAAACUUUCAGUUGUUUGUAUUAUAGUACUAGGCUUUAACAUACCAUGUUAACACAAUAGUACUGUAAUUUAAAGUAUUUUGUUAUAAUAUCAAAUUGUACUAAAGUCAGAAAUGACAUGGUACUACAUAGUACUAAACUGAGAGGUCGUUUUUACUGAGCAUUGACUUUGCGACAAGACCGUUCACUUUGAAAGCUCUGUGCUCACUGAGUACAGACCUUAAAUAUCAUGAUAAUGAUACUAAAAAUUUUUUAAAUAAAAAUUAUUUUCAGUUGAUCCAAUGCCUAAACCAACUGACAGCCAUCGCUUGUGCCGUUGUUUUAACAAGCUGCUUGCCAAAUCUAAGGAAACAAGUCGAGUCAAGUAUAUCGUCGAUGUUACCAAAGAAGCGAUCUGCCAUUUAUGCAUCAGUCGAAGAUAAGAAGCUCAGUAGUGCCAUCUAUGACACCAAGAUACACUUUCAGACAUUGGAGGACAUUUGGGAUGUAAACACCAAGAAUUGUCGUACUGUUACUUCACAGUUGUCUUAUCCUUAUUGA
Bursaphelenchus okinawaensis is the source of this 3022-nucleotide messenger RNA. The record is from the annotation of a GenBank genome assembly. Lineage: Eukaryota; Metazoa; Nematoda; Chromadorea; Rhabditida; Aphelenchoididae.